AUGUACCCGAGGAAUAAAUAUAUCCUUUCCUCUCUUGUGAUUCUCAAUAAAUACACUAACAUCCAUACCCUAUAGUCCCUCUCUUUCUUCCAAUCAAUCCAUUUUCUCAUUGCUUAGCUUCUUCUUUAGUACUUUGUGACUCAAGGUGUAUUAGUGUUUUAUGUGAUUAUGGGAAUUGAGAAGCCAGCAUGGUUGGAAGCAAUCUGCACAGAGAAAUUCUUUGCCCCAUGCCAAAUUCACGAGAGUGCAAAGAAGAACGAGAAGAAUAUUUGUUGCUUGGAUUGCUGCAUAAGUAUUUGCCCUCAUUGUGUGAUGGCUCAUCGUUUCCACAGAUUAGUUCAAAUUCGACGUUAUGUUUAUCAUGAUGUUGUUCGACUUGAAGACUUGGAGAAGCUCAUAGAUUGCUCAAAUGUCCAGGCGUACACAAUAAACAGUGCGAAAGUGAUUUUUAUCAAGAAAAGACCUCAAAAUAGGCAAUUCAAAGGAUCUGGAAAUUAUUGUACUUCUUGUGAUAGAAGCCUUCAAGAACCCUUUGUCCAUUGCUCUCUAGGGUGCAAGGUGGAUUUUGUGCUAAAACACUACAAGGACAUUUCUCCAUUCCUAAGGAGAUGCACAACUUUACAACUUAGUCCAGAUUUCUUUAUCCCUCAAGAGAUGGCCGACGACGACACGGCCCAUUCGACGAUCGUGGACAGCGACGAGCCGUGGGGCUCGUCGACGUCCGGUUCGUCGGGAUCGGAGAACAUGAUGAUGAUGAUGAGUGCUACUACUUUCCCAUGCACUGAGUUUGUGAGGAAGAAGAGAAGUGGAUUAUAUGUAUGUGGAAGAACACUAGUUAAUAGUAAUUAUAAGAAUAUAAGUAGUGAUGAGGAUAUGGCUACUAGUAUGAGUAGAAGAAAAGGCAUUCCUCAUAGGUCUCCUUUGUGUUAGAAUUUAAUUUAGUAGCUACCACAAUUUCUUUUAUUUCUCUCAUAUUUUAAUUUCCUUAAUUUGACCACUUCAACUAGGAAUUUUUUUA
Messenger RNA from Nicotiana attenuata, 1018 nucleotides. RefSeq lists its product as uncharacterized. The transcript is spliced from 4 exons. Bases 169 to 930 code for a protein of 253 amino acids. NCBI's taxonomy places the organism in Eukaryota, Viridiplantae, Streptophyta, Magnoliopsida, Solanales, Solanaceae. The record is from RefSeq and is a predicted model, not a curated record.